Molecule: messenger RNA, 633 nt
Organism: Geodia barretti
Lineage: Eukaryota; Metazoa; Porifera; Demospongiae; Tetractinellida; Geodiidae
Source: the annotation of a GenBank genome assembly
AUGGAAGGUGGAGGAGAGGCAGGCUCGCUCACGCCGACCUCCGCCGACGACCAGUUACUCGAGCAACAAGGGGUUAAACGGGAAAAGGACAAGCCGUACAGGUGUGACCACCCGGGAUGCGAACGCUCGUUCUCCUUCCCCGCACACCUCCGUUCUCACAUCCAACAGAUCCACAUCUCGUACCGGCCGUGCAAGUGCGAGUUUCCGGGCUGCGGGAAGAGAUUCUACACUCCUCAACACCUAAACGUCCACCGCAGGGUCCACACGGGCGAACGGCCCUUCGUGUGCCCGUACACCGACUGCUGCAAAGCCUUCACGACCGCCGGGAACCUAAAGAACCAUAUACGGACACACACGGGCGAGCGGCCGUACGCCUGCAAGUUCGAAGGCUGCACGAAACGCUUCGCAGAGAUGUCCAGCCUCAAGAAACACGAACUCACACACACGGGCGAGAAGCCGUAUACGUGUAGGGUGUGCGGGAAGGCAUUCUCGCAGGCUGGCAGUCGGAACACUCACGAGCGGAAGCACAACCGAAGCGAAGGCGAAGAGGUGGUCAACGAGGGAAAGGUGGGGCGCAGAUACCGCAUAAAGAGAAUUGCAGCUGCCUCCAGCCCCAACUCCAAUCACGAUUAG